CUGACGUCAGCAUUUCGGCGGAGAUGGGUGGGGUUACAUCGCCAGAACGAGUGGACUAACUAAUCGCUGAGCACGUCGUGCAGCUCAGUUCUGAAAAUGAACCUGCAAACGCUACAAUAUGUACAAAGAUGCGAGGAGCAAGGCAGAUGCAGGCACAAGAUAAGUCUAUUGAGUUUUUUUUGCUUUUUAACAUUGCAGAACAAUGCACUUAAUCUAAAUGUGACAACAAUAUAGGGGGAAUUUUUAGUCUUGGAAUUUUAGUACAGGGAUGAUAAUUAAUGAUUAUGAUUUAUGUGUUUAGCCUCUGACUAUUGACUCUGUGUGAUAAGUAAUGGGUAUCUUGGCAAACAAUAUGUCACUCAAUCUGUGAUGACUGUCGUCGGUUGUACUGUUUGUGCUAGAAAGGCAGAAGACCAGAAAAGGAGAGGGAAGCAGACACACAUAAGAAACAAGAACACCAAGCCUUAACAAACACACUAGCCAUUAUUGCAUAACUGAAGCAAACACAACCCCAGGCCACUGCCCUUCUCCCACUGCUAUCACCCCAUGACCUCUUCAUCAAAAAUUGUCUGCCAGAUUAAUUUAAACUAAAUUUUUAAGUUUUUUUUGUAUCUUCUACAGUGUUUACUAAUCCUUUUGUUUGGGAAUUGUCUGCAAUACCCUAAUCUGAAUAUGCAUUUCUUAUUCCCAUUUGUUUCCUUUGUGUUUUUCUAUCCUGUAUUAAUUAGCCAGUUUUAUCUAUGACAUACAUCUUUCCUUGAGUGCUUACUGCUUAUAUUUUGAGAAAUAAUUAUUUAUUUGGAAGCUUAUCAAACACCUUUUGAAACCGUAAAGUUAUUUAAUAUAUUCAGUUUGUCUUUCAUUUUUCUGCUCUCUGGAUGCAGCUAAGUAGUACCACACUGUAGUCCCUGUACUUAAAUCUCUCACACACUGGUUGGUAUUCGUGGCUGUGCACUGAGUCGUAUACUGCAAUUUUGUCUGCAAAACGUCUAUGUUCAGUGUCCAGGUGUAUUGACAUUUGUUUUAAAAAAUAACUGAUCAUUUUUCAAAGUCCUGCUGUUCUCCUUUUAAACAGUAGAUGGGGCUCCUCGUUUCUCAGAAUGGUUUAGGCUCCACUCUCUUUUGCCGUGCGGCAGUCUGUGGUGGAGUCGGUGGUGGUUGCCUGGUGACGAGGAAGCCGUGGAUGAUUUCCUGUUGUAGAUGGGACUGGUCCAGGGUCUCCAUAAUGUCAUUUCUUAUUAAAUAAUGUGGAAUUGCAGAUAUCCGGAUAGGAAAGCAUUUUUCCGUUAGGGCGAAAUCAGGCCGCCUGAUGCCGCAGCAUGGAGAACUAUUCCUUCAUCAGAGUGGUGGGCAAGGGGAGCUACGGGGAGGUGACUCUGGUCAGGCACAAAGUCGAUGGAAAACAGUACGUCAUUAAGAAGCUGAACCUGAGGAACUCAUCCAAGCGUGAGCGUAAGGCUGCAGAGCAGGAGGCCCAGCUGCUGUCACAGCUCCGCCACCCCAACAUUGUAACUUACAGGGAAUCAUGGGAGGGAGAAGACUGCCAGCUGUACAUCGCCAUGGGCUUCUGUGAGGGAGGAGACCUCUAUCAUAGGCUGAAGGAGCAGAAGGGCAGGCUCCUCACUGAAAGACAGGUUGUGGAGUGGUUUGUCCAGAUUGCAAUGGCAUUACAGUAUUUGCAUGAGAAACACAUCUUGCAUCGGGACCUGAAAACUCAGAACAUCUUCCUGACAAAAACAAAUAUAAUCAAAGUUGGAGACUUGGGAAUCGCCAGGGUUCUGGAAAAUCAGAAUGACAUGGCCAGCACGCUCAUCGGCACACCGUAUUACAUGAGCCCAGAGCUGUUCUCUAACAAACCAUACAACUACAAGUCAGAUGUCUGGGCUCUAGGCUGCUGUGUGUAUGAAAUGGCCACACUGAAGCAUGCUUUUAAUGCCAAGGAUAUGAACUCUUUAGUUUAUCGUAUUGUAGAAGGAAAGCUUCCACCGAUGCCAAAAGAGUACAAUCCUCAGCUUGGGGAGAUAAUAAGGAGCAUGCUCAAUAAAAGACCUGAGGACCGACCAGAAGUGAAGCAUAUUCUGAGACAGCCUUACAUAAAGCACCAGAUUUCUGUGUUUUUAGAAGCCACAAAGGAAAAAACUGCUAAAUCCAGGAAAAAAGUUUCAAAUUGUAGGCCCAGUAAUGCAGCUUCAGUGGCUUCUACACAUUUAAACCAAGACAGCCUACAUCAGCGACCCCCUGAGCCCAACAAGAGGAAGGUGAUGAAGAAAGAAAGCUGUUCACGGCUAAACAAGGAAAGCACCACUGCCUCAGGAAUACAACCUUGCCCAAAACCAUUUCCUCAGCAGGCCCUUGGCCAAGAUAUUUUCCACAGUACAGGACUGUCAUUAGCUACCAUUAGCGGAAUUGAUAUUGAUGUCAAGCCAAGCGAAGAAAGAAAGAAUAAGAAAGGAGAGCUGCUGACACCUGAUACAUGCCUGAAAGAGCUCUCAGGUGGCAGUGGCAGUGAAGAGUUAAAGAGGCUGUCGAAUGGCUCUGCAGCUCAAGAUGCUCAGCCCCAGCAGGUUCUAAAGACAGCAAACAAAACAACAGUUCCUGUCAACCAUCCAGACUGGACUGAUGAUAUGACUGACAAAGACAACACAUUGAAGCUUCUUCAAAGCAUCAGUAUGAAAAAUAACUUACCUGAACUGAAGGAAACCUUGGACACAGAAAAGCUUCUUGAGCCUUUUGUCCCUGUUAUAAUACCGGAGCUCUCCCAUGAGGGUGCCCCUCCUCCUCCAGGUCAGGGUGCUCCUCAGCUGCAGCCUCACUCUUCAACCUCCGAGCCAUCACUCUCCCGCCAGCGCCGACAAAGGAACAGAGAGAAGGCUCAGGAGAGCAAAGACCAGUUUAAAGCUGUCCCACCCAGGCCUUUGCCAUCUCCCCCUAGAAGCACUGACCUGUCAGAUGUCAAGAAGAGUCAAGGAAAUAUGGAAAACCCUAAACAUGGACUAUGCUCUCAUCUUUGCAGCUCCAGUGACAGUGCAGUAGCUGUGUCACAGGAUCGCCCACUGUCUGCUAGAGAAAGGAGAAGACUCAAACAGUCCCAAGAAGGGAUCUCCCACUCUGCAGUUCCGGCAUCCAGAAGGGCCUCAUGCAGCACAGUCACUGAGAACAAGCAUCCAAUCGGUCAUAGUGUAGCAGGCAGCUCUUCUGCAACAGACAUUGUUACCAAGGUGGAGAAGCCCCAGAGUAGGUUAGCCCAGCGCCAUUCUGAUGAAGACGAGUGCAGUUCUUCCACCAGCUCCACAGAGCGUUUAGAGGGAGACGGCAGAGAGGGAAAGAGUGACUCCAGUGAGAUGCAGGAUCUUGUACAACUAAUGACCCAGACAUUAAGAAUGGAUUCCAGAGAUACUGGCUGUGUACACGAACAUCCCAUACCACUGCGUGAAUUCAAACUCAACAGGAAAUACAGAGACACACUUAUACUGCAUGGAAAAGCAAAAGAGGAGCAAGAAAAUUUCUACUUCAGAGAAUUUCCUACAGAUUCUACUUCUGGACCUGCUAAGAUCAAAAGAGUGAUUGAGUGUCUCAGGACUGAUGCAGUAAAGGGGCUGGGAGUAAAACUGCUAGACAAAGUCCUUGAUAUUAUGGAAGAGGACGAUGAAGUUAAGAGAGAGCUGCACCUCCGGGAGCAGAUGGGAGAAGACAAGUAUAAACAGUAUGCUGUGAUGGUUCGACAGCUCAAGUUCUUCGAAGAUGUCAUUUUUAAAGAGUGAUGUUUUUUGUAUAAAACAAUAAUAAGGAAUAAUUAUAAUAACAAUAAUAAGGAAGGGAAACGUUCCUGUUAGUUUGCAUGGUGCUGGAAAAAGACCUUGAAAUACACUGUGGAUGAAGAUGUGGUUUUAUCAAUAUAGAGGCUGUAUUCAGUUAAGCAGUACUCAUUGUGCUGAAGACUUGCAAUGGUUUGGUGUAUAUUUAUUAAUGUAGAUUAAUUAUUAUUUUAAGUAGAAAAUACAUUUUUGAAAACAUGUUUAUAAAAUUAAAAUUAUUAGAGAUAAUUAGAAAUUUGUUUAAAUUCAUGCAACAUAUUGUUGCUACUGUUUGAUCUCACCUGAAGCUUAGCAGCAAAACUAAGGUCAGUCUUUUUCAUAGCUUAGUAUUCCUUUCAAUAUUUUGUUAGAAACUAUAUUAAUUCCACAUACAGCUAUUUUUGGACUGUUCACAUCUAUAUCUUUUAUAAUUAUGUAUUGAGGUUAUAUUUCCCCAAUACCUGUCAGGAUCAUGGAUGUUAUAUUUUCUGUACUCUUAUUUUAAAAAAAAUAUAAAUUUAAUGAAUACCUCUUAGAGCACUGGAUAUGCUCCAAGAGAGAUCUGAGAGAUAACCAUGUUUUAUAUGCAAAGGAACUACUGUAGUAAGGACAAGGGUAAGGACAUGCUGAAACUUUUGUAUGUAAUUAACCUCAACUUUAAUUGCUCUUCUGCAGCCAACCCACUCUGAUACAGCUCCGCACUUGGACCCUGUCUUUAGAAUUGAUCUUAGAGUACUUUUUCUUUCACACUACACAAGGUACUGUAUAUCACUCACUGAGAGGUGGAUAAGAAUUCUCACUUUAAACUUUGUAAAUAUCAAACCAAAAGCAACACAAGAAUGACUCUAAGAUACAAAGAAUAUUAUUAAAACAUCUAAAAAUACAGUAAAUCAUUGCCUGUAUCUAUACAGGCAAGUGGAAAAAUGAAUUGAUACAGUAUUUUAAACCAAAUUUCCUCUCUUAAUAAAUUUCUCUGACAUCUGAUAUACUGUGAAUAAUUGUGGAGUAUGGGUAGCAUUUUUAUAAUAAUCUGGAAAUUUAAUGUUUCACCACUUUUUUAACUGCUAUGAAAACAUUAGGUAUGCAUUUAGAGACAGCAGAUGCUUUCUGGAUUCUGGAGAAGUGGAUUCUGGAUGUACAGUAUACUACAGAUUGAUACAGCAGAUAAACUAGUCCAUCUGUAUUUCUGAACUAAUUUUUCAUACAGUACGUGAAUAUUGACUGUAAUGCAGAUCUUUUUACACUUGGUUGUUUCUUUAUUUGUAUAAUGGUUGCAAUUAAUAAAGUUGUAGGAACAAAAACAAUUUGCUUUGCUUAAUUUCCUCAAUUGUCUUUUUUUUCCCCACGCAUAAAAAUACCUGUAUCUGACAGUUUGCAUUAAUAUGCAUUUCCUAAACGCUUUAAUAGUAUGAAAGUACAGCUCAGAGAAAUUUUGAAAUGAGU
Lepisosteus oculatus (spotted gar) is the source of this 5237-nucleotide messenger RNA. It is a transcript of the gene nek4, whose product is annotated as NIMA-related kinase 4. NCBI's taxonomy places the organism in Eukaryota, Metazoa, Chordata, Actinopteri, Semionotiformes, Lepisosteidae. The record is from RefSeq and is a predicted model, not a curated record. Gene Ontology annotation, biological process: protein phosphorylation. Gene Ontology annotation, molecular function: ATP binding; protein kinase activity.